AGGAGAAGCUCUGUGCGGCCGGAGUUGAUCCCUAUCUAGAGUACCCUCACGCUCUUAGCUUCUUCUUCUUCUUCUCGCCUUACCCAGCAAACCAAAUCAAACCCAGAUCCACAAAUUAACCAUGGCCACCGCCGCCUCCUCUUCCCCUGCCGCCGCCAUGGCCACGGCCAUCAACGCGCCCGGGCAGCUGCGGCGACCGGCGCCGCAGCUGUUGAUGAGGCCGGCCAGGAGAUCCAAGUCGAGGGUCGGUGCGGUGGGUGAGGUUGCGGCGGAGGGGAACACGUACCUGAUCGCGGGGGCGGUGGCGGUGGCGUUGGUGGGGACGGCGUUCCCGAUCCUGUUCUCGCGCAAGGACACGUGCCCGGAGUGCGACGGCGCCGGGUUCGUGCGCAAGACGGGCGCCACGCUGCGGACCAACGCCGCCAGGAAAGACGACCGCCAGAUCGUCUGCGCCAACUGCAACGGACUCGGCAAGCUCGGACAGACCGACAAGCUCUAGGCUCUAGCCUCUAGCUGGUUCAAUCCAACAACUCCCCACCUCAUCUUCAUCAAGUAUACAUAUAUGCGUCGAUCGUCUUCUUCUUCUUCUUCUUCCCUCGCUCGUCUCCUUCCUAGCUCCAUCUUCCUCCGUGUAUACGUGUCUUGCUGAUAACAAUUUCAGUUUUGUUGUGUACGUAUGCUCGUGUGUGUGUGUGUGUAUAGCAUAAGUGACGUGGCGGUAAUAAUAUACGGGGUACGUACCGUCUGUAUAUA
This is a messenger RNA of Brachypodium distachyon (stiff brome), 753 nucleotides long. RefSeq lists its product as uncharacterized. The coding region runs from base 122 to 499 and encodes 125 amino acids. Lineage: Eukaryota; Viridiplantae; Streptophyta; Magnoliopsida; Poales; Poaceae. The record is from RefSeq and is a predicted model, not a curated record. Gene Ontology annotation, cellular component: chloroplast thylakoid membrane. The transcript has a single exon.